Molecule: messenger RNA, 1413 nt
Organism: Pichia kudriavzevii
Lineage: Eukaryota; Fungi; Ascomycota; Pichiomycetes; Pichiales; Pichiaceae
Exons: 1
Coding region: 1-1413 (470 amino acids)
Biological process (GO): regulation of RNA metabolic process; regulation of gene expression
Cellular component (GO): nucleus; cytoplasm
Molecular function (GO): mRNA binding
Source: RefSeq, a predicted model, not a curated record
AUGUUGAAGAGAAAGAACGAAGAGUCUGAGGAGUCCAAAGAAUCCACCCAUUAUGUGAAGAGGGUCGCAUUAGAUGCCGAAGCUGUUGAACAAAAGGAUAUCCAGCAAGACAAGCAAAAAACUUCAGUUUCUCUAUCGACCCCUGAACAACCCGAUGAAAGUACUAAAAGGGAGGAUACCACGGGUGCUGGUUCGUCACAUGCCGGGGAUUAUGGAUUGUCUAAUGCAAACUCAGAAGAAUACGAACACGCUUCUUCUCAAACAUUCACAAGACCUAGCUCCAUUCCAUCAAAGGAAGAUUUUGCACCAUCGAAAUCAACAGAAAUUAACACAAAUAAUGGACCUAUCUCCUCUCAUAAGGUUCAAAAUGAUGAUCCUACAUAUGUUCAUUUCCGAAUGUUAGCUUCUAUUUCAGAUACUGCCAACAUUGUUGGAAAAGGCGGUGAUUCAAUUUCUAAAAUCAAAGAACAAUCUAAUGCAAGAGUCAAUGUUAGUGAAAACUUGAAAGGUGUUCCCGAACGUAUCAUUAGCGUCCGUGGAUCCGCAGAAUAUGUUGCAAAAGCUUUUGGUCUAAUCAUCAGAACAAUUAAUGGAGAACCUUUUGAUCAAUCCUCAAGUAUAGAGUCCAAGUCUUACAAUUUACGCCUACUAUUCCCACACUCGAUAAUGGGUUACAUUAUUGGUAAAAAAGGCUCAAGAUUUAGAGAAAUCGAGGAAAAUUCAGCUGCAAGCCUCAAGGCCAAUGAUCAGAUGCUACCUGCUUCCACUGAUAGAAUUCUAAAUAUUACCGGUGUAGCCGAUGCGAUUCAUAUUGCUACAUAUUAUGUGGCACAAACCGUUAUUGAGCACAAACAGCAAAUACAAAAGGCAAUUUACUACAAUCCUGCCAACUUUAAUCAGCCCCUAUUGCCUGUAUUAUCAAAUAACUCUAAUGCAAACUCAUCUCAUGGCAACCGACAAUUCAAUAAUUUUAGUGGUGCAGCAAACAUGAUCCAAAUGCCAAACCCAAUGAUGCCAGGAAUGAUGCCACAACAAAUGGGUUACAAUGGUAUGCUUCAAUCUGGAAUCCAAUCAAAUAUGGCAAUGAUGGGUCUGAAUCAGAAUAGUCUAUCUGCUGCUACAAAUUCUAGAGUAGGAGAAAUUUCAACUGGAUCUGAUGGCAAGGUAAACCAAGAGUUGUACGUUUCACAACAACAUAUUGGUUUAGUUAUUGGCCGUGGUGGUAAAAACUUGAAAGAUAUAAGACAAAAUACAGGCUGUUAUGUCAAAGUUAAUGACGAAAUUCCUGGUGCAAGUGAGAGGAAGUUAACUUUAAUGGGUGACGUGUACUCAAUUCAAAAUGCAAUACUUAUGAUUAAUAACAAAAUUGAGAACGAAAAGAUCAGAAAACAAAGAGAUGCUAAUAAUCAAUAG